This is a messenger RNA of Phanerochaete carnosa HHB-10118-sp, 759 nucleotides long. RefSeq lists its product as uncharacterized. NCBI's taxonomy places the organism in Eukaryota, Fungi, Basidiomycota, Agaricomycetes, Polyporales, Phanerochaetaceae. The transcript is spliced from 2 exons. Gene Ontology annotation, molecular function: ATP binding; ATP hydrolysis activity. The record is from RefSeq and is a predicted model, not a curated record. The annotation marks the transcript as partial.
AUGGCGAGUCCGAGUUGGCGAGCAAGGCCACCACUAUCGACGGUCAACAGCACCCCUCUGCUACCGCUUUCUAAAGCCGAGCGAGAGUGGCAGCGCCAGAAGAACACUGAAGGCGCGCACAACCCCGCCAUCGACGCCAUCAUGGAGAUGACAGGCCUCGAAGAAGUCAAAGCCCAAGUGCUGCGGAUCAAGGCUAAGAUCGACACCACUCAACGCCAGGGCGCGUCGCUCAAGGACGAACGGUUUAACGUCGUUCUGAGAGGUAAUCCAGGUACUGGCAAAACAACUGUCGCGCGACAUUACGCGAAGUUCCUCGCCUCAGUCGGCAUCGUCCCCGGGGACUCAUUCAUCGAGAUGACCGGGUCUCGUCUGGCACAUGACGGCGUUCGCGACAUCAAAGAGCAGAUCGAAGAGAUGCGCGACGAGGGCGGCGGCGCGAUAUUCGUCGACGAAGCGUAUCAGCUCACCGAAGGGCACAAUUUCUGCGGCGGACCGGUCCUCGACUUCCUCCUCGGCGAGAUGGAAAAGAGCGCUGGCGAGAUUGUCUUCAUCUUUGCGGGCUACAGCAAGCAGAUGGAGAAGUUCUUCGAGCACAACCCGGGUUUGUCCAGCCGUGUGCCGUACUCGCUGCAGUUCAAGGACUACACCGAUCUCGAGCUCCUGUAUAUGUUUGGGAAGCUGAUACUGAAGAAGUAUAAUGGGCAGAUGAAGGUCGAGGGCGGGAUGUUCGGGCUGUACAUGCGCAUCGCGAUCAGGCGU